Molecule: messenger RNA, 888 nt
Organism: Cucurbita maxima (winter squash)
Lineage: Eukaryota; Viridiplantae; Streptophyta; Magnoliopsida; Cucurbitales; Cucurbitaceae
Product: universal stress protein PHOS34-like
Exons: 4
Coding region: 215-688 (157 amino acids)
Source: RefSeq, a predicted model, not a curated record
AUCCGUCCAGGUGUGGCGAAUGAUGUGGCCAUCCUUCAGAAUCUCAACUGAUUUCUCCACGAAUGAUUCACUAUUCUUGGAAUGCAAUUUCAUUCUCAAUCUCAUGUGGCCUUCAUAAUUUGUAAGACAGUUUUCUAUAGAUCAAGAGAACGUUUCUGUAAGUUUCGAUCGAUCAGUUUUCUCACGGUGUGGAGAUUUCUCAACUUGUUCGACAAUGGCUGAUAAGGUGCUGGUGAUUGGCGUCGAUGAGACUGAGCACAGCUUCUACGCCUUGAGGUGGAUGCUCCAACAUUUCUUUGGCCCUAACGAUAUUCCUCACAAUCUUGUUAUUGUCCACGCUAAACCACCUCCUUCUAGCGUUCUUGCAAUUUCCGGUCCAGGCGCCGAGAAUGUUUUGCCCUUGCUAGAUGAAGAUUUGAAGAAAAUUGGUAACAGGACUGUCCAAAGAGCCAAGGAAAUAUGCAUUGAACACAAGGUCCAAAACGUGACGACUGAAGUUGUGGAGGGUGAUGCCAGGAAUGUAAUGUGUGAUGCAGUAGAAAAGCACCAUGCGUCCCUUUUGGUUGUUGGAAGUCAUAACUAUGGAGUAGUGAAAGGGAUGAACCUGGGCAGUGUAAGUGCCUACUGUGCUCACCAUGCCCAUUGCUCUGUUAUGAUUGUGAAGAGGCCACCCAAACCCAUGGAGUGAACCAAAUCUAUUUUUGUAGAGAAUAAAAAGGUCACUGAACGGGUCAGGAUUUCUUGUCUUAGGCUCCGUUGAUUCCAUCUUGUUCCUGUCUUUAAAAAUUAGGUUUCUUUUUUUUGGUGAAAAUUGUAUUUGUCUUGAUUGACAAUUUUUAUUUUUAUCAAGUAUCAUGGAAUAAUUUAUCUUGAAUAACAAGCUAAAGU